Messenger RNA from Microthlaspi erraticum, 684 nucleotides. Lineage: Eukaryota; Viridiplantae; Streptophyta; Magnoliopsida; Brassicales; Brassicaceae. The record is from the annotation of a GenBank genome assembly.
AUGCUUUUUUUCGCUUUAUUUUUUCUCUAUUUAACUUUCCCUAAUAUUUCCCUCGCUAGUGAUGGUGGUGAAGUCGUGGAUGAAACGCCGUUUACGUAUGAGAAAACAACAGAGAAAGGACCUUUGGGGUGGGGCAAAAUAAAUCCUAAAUGGAAAGUUUGUAACACCGGAAGAUAUCAAUCUCCGAUCGAUCUCACUAACGCAAGAGUUAGUGUUAUUCGUGACCAAGCAUGGACAAGACAAUACAAACCAGCUCCGGCUGUAAUCCAAAACAGAGGACAUGACAUUAUGGUAUCAUGGAAAGGAGGUGCUGGCAAAGUGAUGAUACGUCGAACGGCCUUUAAACUGGUGCAGUGUCAUUGGCAUACACCGUCUGAGCAUACCGUUAACGGAACUAGCUAUGAUAUGGAGCUUCACAUGGUUCACAUGAGUGCGCGGGGCAAACUCGCAGUGAUUGCAGUUCUUUAUAAAAUCGGCAAACCUAAUGCAUUUCUCGCUAAGCUUCUAAAAGGAAUAAAAACAGUGGCAACAGAGGAGAAGAAUGUAGGGAUAUUGGAUCCAAGAGAGAUUAGAUUUCAAACCAAAAAAUUCUAUAGAUACAUUGGCUCUCUCACUGUUCCUCCUUGCACUGAAGGCGUUAUUUGGACCAUCGUUAAAAGGGUGAACACAAUAUCAUUGGAGUAA